Messenger RNA from Onychostoma macrolepis, 3828 nucleotides. It is a transcript of the gene etnk1, whose product is annotated as ethanolamine kinase 1. The record is from RefSeq and is a predicted model, not a curated record. Gene Ontology annotation, molecular function: ethanolamine kinase activity. Gene Ontology annotation, cellular component: cytoplasm. Gene Ontology annotation, biological process: phosphatidylethanolamine biosynthetic process. Lineage: Eukaryota; Metazoa; Chordata; Actinopteri; Cypriniformes; Cyprinidae.
GCUUAAAUCCGCACCCUGCGUUACUUUAUCGCAUUCAUUGAAUCUUCCCCGUCUCAGAGCAGCAGCAGCGAGCGUUUACAGCAAUGGCCAAUUACAUUCACGUUCCAGAAGGCGCGCCUGCGGUUCCUAAAUUAGAUGUGACUCUAGAUGAGCACGAUUACAGAGCCGGAGCGCUGAAACUCAUCAAGACGCUGAGACCCCACUGGAAACCCUCUGAGGUCAAAAUGAAGUCUUUUACCGACGGCAUCACAAACAAGCUGAUUGGCUGUUACGCCGGCGGGUCCAUGCAGGACGUGGUCCUGGUUCGGGUCUAUGGGUACAAGACAGAACUGUUUGUGGACCGUGAGAACGAAGUGAAGAGCUUCCGUGUCCUGCAGGCACACCGAUGUGCUCCACGCCUGUACUGCACCUUCAGCAAUGGCCUGUGUUAUGAGUUCCUGCAGGGUGGCCUGGAGCCCGAGCACAUCCGCAGCCCUGCCAUGUUCAGGCACAUUGCGAGGCAGAUGGCAAAGUACCAUGCCAUACAUGCCCACAACGGCUGGGUGCCCCAAUCAGACCUCUGGCUGAAGAUGAGCAAGUUCUUUUCUCUUGUUCCUACACACUUUGUCGACCCUGAGAAGGACCAGAGGCUGAACAGUGAGGUGCCCAGCGGCGCGUGUCUUAGAGACGAGAUGAUCUGGCUUCAGCAGAACCUUUCUAAACUGGGUUCCCCAGUCGUUCUGUGUCACAACGACCUGCUCUGUAAGAACAUCAUCUACAACCAACAGGAAGGAAAUGUCAAAUUCAUUGACUACGAAUAUGCUGGGUACAAUUAUCAAGCCUUUGACAUUGGGAAUCACUUCAAUGAAUUUGCAGGUCUGAAUGAGGUGGACUACACUCUGUAUCCUGGGCGAGAGCUCCAGUUGCAGUGGCUCCGGGCCUAUCUGGAGGCCUACAAGGAGUACAAAUCACAGGGCACACGGGUCUCCAACACUGAAGUGGAGGUGCUGUACGUGCAAGUGAACCGCUUCGCCUUGGCAUCUCAUUUCUUUUGGGGACUGUGGGCAUUGAUCCAAGCUCAGUACUCCACCAUUGACUUUGACUUCUUGGGAUACGCAGUUCUCCGUUUCAGCCAGUACUUCAAGAUGAAACCAGAGGUGACGUCACUGCACCUUCCAGAAUAAUCUGUCAGGUUUUGGCUUGCGCUACUCCAGAGAAGGGCUCCCCCUGGUGGACACAGGAACUAGCUGGAGCCCUCUUCAGUUUGUAGACUGAACACUGCACUUACUUGUCUGAACACAUCAUUUUAGAUAAGCCCCAAAUCACCUCUGAACUCAAAGCAGGUUUAGCGUUGUAGAAAACCAAGCACCUAAGCCCUCCUCCUCGCUUUUAUGUGGCGGUCGAGAGAGAGGCUCACCCCAGUGCCCUAGUCCAUUUUCAGUGAAGUGAAAUUGCCAAUUGAGGAAGCAAACAACUCAUAUAGAUGGCUUACUUUAGAGCCUCGACUUGCCAUUGUAUGUGAAGAGCGAGCCCUGGAGAAUCUCAAAUUAAGAAAAGCUCCCCAGAUACCGAUCCUCCAAGGACAGGGAACCUCUGACAACAAUUAUUAUCUGAAGACAGAGAGGAGGGCCGCUAGGUCUGUUUCCAGCAACUAACUAUCAUCCUAAAGGUCAUUCCUGCUUGUUUACACAACUUUUAAUGGGAGAAAUCAGUGUACUGUAAGAUAAGGUAGGCUUUACUGUAUGGAUAGUCACUGAUUCUGUCUAAACAGUGAACUUUGGGCCUGUCAGUUCCUACGAGGGUUGUUCCUGGCACAGCUGCAUUAAGAUGUGUAAUUCAGGGACCAAUAGAAGCUUCGUUGUUCGUUUCUGGCAGACGAUUCCUCCCCCGUCCUGUCACUGUGAACCACUGUAUAGCCCAUUCAUUAAGUUUCUCAUUGUUUUCUCAGCGUGGUGCUUGGAGAAAGUAGACGCACAGUAGCCGUGGCUACAACGAGCCGGUAGCUAAUCUGAAGCCCACACCAAAGUGCUGAUAUUUCUUGCUUGUACAUUAUGCACAGUGUAUUUUUUCAUGGUAGAAAUAACGUGGUAAUAUUGACAUUUCGAACGGUGGUUUUUGUACUUAUUUAAAUGGCGCUGUCAAAGAGGUCACUCUUGAGACGUGCGCUUUUUCUGGGAGGUAUCAGUGAACUUUUUGUAAUGGAUGUAUUUCCUGGAAGCCUUAACGAUGGUAUCACCUGCUGGACGCACUAAAGCUUUUGUAUUCGUAACCCUCAUCCGCAUAGCUAAAUUACAGGCCUUUUUGCACAAACUCUGAUUGCUUUAAGAACAAAAUCAGUGCUCACUUCACCUCGCAAUGGGCCGCUCUUUCUGCUUAUGACUAGUUUUAACUGCACAUGGAUGGGAGAUUUUGGUAAUGUUUUAUUUUGCAGGGUCCCUGUUACUAAAUUAACUGCUAUAGGAAAAACUAUUUAUGUGUAACCAAGUUACACAGUAAUGGCGUUGUAGUUUAUUAAUCAGAUUACUUACUCGGAACCAAGGUCAGAAGUGAAUCUGGACUUUGAAGUGGACAAAAAUGCCCUAGAAAUGUUAAAUGUAAGGGCAAAUAAUGUCCUUGUGUAAAUUAUAUAUAUAUUUUUAUCUGUUAUACCACUGUUCAGAAGUUUGGAGUCAAUUAGAUUUUAUUUUAUUUAUUUAUUUUUGAAAGAAAUGUAUACUUUUAUUCAGUUCUUUUCUUUUUAUUCAUCAAAGAAUCCUGAAGAAGUAUCACAGUUUCCACAAAACAUAUUAAGCUUUACAACUGGGUUUAAUAUUAAUAAUAAGAAGAAAUGUUUUUUUGAGCACCAAAUUAUUAUAUUAGAUUUGCUUCUGAAGGACCAUGUGACACUGAAGACUGAAGUAAUGGCUGCUUUGCCAUAAAAAAAACUUUUUAUUUUUUAUUUUAUUUGUUUUUUUAAAAGGCUGAUCUAAUUUUGUGUUUAGACACCAUAGUUACCACUUAAAUAACCUGAUUCAUUUAAAUUGAGAUAGAGAACAAGAUAUAAUAUGCCACUGAAAUCAAUUCCACUGAAAUCAGUGUUGCUCAGUACACAUGAGCAAUGUAUUAUAAAGUGUGACCAAGAUGUUUUAGUUUUUUUUUCCAAGAAGUUUCUGGUGCAAACCUCAGCUCUUGAGACUUGCCUUCGCACCGCCUGGCUACCCUCAUUUACCUCAAUUUCCUGUGUCAGUUUGCCUAUACUACAAACAACCAUAUACAAUUCUGUAAAUACUAGAAACUGUGAAUUUCUGGUUGUUUUAUUGUAUUUUGACGUAUGCUUCUUUUUCUAUGCCAGUUCUUUUGUAACUGUCAAGCUUGCACCUUGAUCACGUUUUUGAACUGUCAAAGACCACACAGAAUGCUACAUUUUAUUUUUUCCUUUUUUUUUUUUUUCUUUUACACCAGAAAUGUUCAUCAAACAAUAGUAGUGGAAAAUGUAUCUCUUUUAACAGUCUGUGAAGAUUAACUGAUUUCUUUGCACUCUUAGCAUUUAUAUAAACCCGAAAGUGAUGGGUGGUUCCAGCUUUCAACCAAUGAAGUGCUUCUGGUGAACAUAAGAUGUACAGAACUGCCUCAUGCAAGCAUCUACUGGCGGUUUUUAGUGUAGGUGUAUAUAUACAACUGUAAACAAACUGUAAAAGAAAAUCUUUGCUUAUUAUUAAACAAUGCCUGUUGUCAGUAACUAAACAGAGAUAUUCUUUUUCUAAGAAGAACUGUUAGAUUUAAUAAUAAUCUGGGGAUGAAAUCCUGAAGUGUUGCAUUGUAGAUUCUGUAUCAAAUCCUUUGAAUAGAAAUAAAAUGAAACAAAUAAUA